This is a messenger RNA of Wyeomyia smithii (pitcher-plant mosquito), 2870 nucleotides long. RefSeq lists its product as uncharacterized. NCBI's taxonomy places the organism in Eukaryota, Metazoa, Arthropoda, Insecta, Diptera, Culicidae. The record is from RefSeq and is a predicted model, not a curated record. The transcript has 2 exons. The coding region runs from base 1565 to 2656 and encodes 363 amino acids.
AGAACAAACAAUGACGAUCCAGCUUCGUGUUGUGACACAGUGGCCGUAUCUUACAUGCGACCUUGUAGAUGCCACUUGUAGUUGACUUCCACUCGCUCGAUCGUAUGGUGGUCCGUGCUGCUAGCGGGGUAACAGCGGUGCGGGAGAAUUAUUCUUGCUGAUAUAUCAGCUGCGUAUCGAAUCACUGGCGGGGUAGCCUGCCCCUACCAGUGUGCAGAUGUUUCUGCCGAUAUACAACAGGCUAUUGUUAUCGCGCAACACAAGAACUAAUCGACAAAAAAAACACCCGUACGAUAACUCGUGUAUUGUUAUUUUGCGAACUCGAACGGAGAUAAACAAUUUGCGUCUAAUCGAGACGAAAGCAAAACAACGAAUGAAAUUUUGGGUUUAUUUGUCUAGAAUUCAUCCAGACGUUACCACUGAUGACAUUCAAACUAUGGCAAAAGAAUGUCUACAGUGCAACGAGCCACCCGAUGUUGUGAGAUUGGUUAAAAAAGACGUGGAUAUAAAGUCGCUGCGCUUUAUUUCAUUCAAAGUGGAUAUUGAUCCCAAACUAAAAGCGGUUGCGUUGGCACCAAGUACUUGGCCCGCCGGUAUUUUCUUUAGAGAGUUUGAGGAUUAUGGAGCAAAAAACGAACGUGGUGUAGCGGCAGCUACACCAUCGGUAAUCACACCGGUUAUUCCUUAAACGAAAUUAGUCUGCCACCGGGGGAUAUUGGGGGCCAGCGGGCCCCCUGUCCAGUUAAGUAUAUGUAUUCUAACCGCUUACCAAAAACUCAGAGAAUGUGCGAUUUUUCUAGCCAACUUGAUCAGAUGAUUGUAAAUGAAGAGGCCAGUACAUCUUUAGCUCACACAACCUGCAGUCUAAACUCCAAUGAAUGCUAUCAGAUAGGCGCACCCUGUUCAUCCCCGCGAAUGAAAGAUCACGGACACAGUAACUCUUUUCCUCCAGGCUAAUUCCACAAUUGAUGUUUGUGCCGAUACCGCGCCAUUGGAUUAUGACCCACACGAACAUAUUCAUUUCUACUAUCAGAAUGUAAGAGGGCUAGGCACGAAAAUUGACGAGCUGUUUGUUGCCGCUUCGGAUGCUGAAUAUGACGUAAUCGUUUUUACCGAAACCUGGCUGAACGAUCAAAUUUGUUCUCCUCAGCUUCUUGGACCAAAGUACACAGUGUACCGAAACGACCGCGACUUAGCAUGUACAGGUAAAUCUCGCGGCGGCGGUGUCCUUAUUGCCGUAUCUAACAGGUUACAGUCUAGGCAACGAUCGAGUCUAAGAUCUGAUUUAGAACAGUUAUGGGUAGACGUCCGCAUUCAUGGUGCUAGUAUUUGUGUAGGUGUUGUAUAUAUCCCGCCUGAUAUCGACGAUAACACCUCGGUCAUUCAGAACCAUAUCGACUCGGCGCUUGAAAUUUUGAAUUCACUGGAAUCGCACACUACUCACUUGCUUUUCGGGGACUACAACCAGCCUGGCCUUGCUUGGAAAGCCAGCCGCUCUGGUCGCGUUUUUGCUGAUCCUUCUGAUUCGAGUCUUAAUAGUGCAAAUAUUGCGCUGUUGGACGGAAUGUCUUUGGUCAACAUGACUCAAUUAAGCGCAGUAAAAAACGGGCGUAAUCGGACUCUUGACCUCGUAUUCGUCAAUGACGAAUCCGUACUCAACUGUGCCAUUGCCGAAGCAUGUGACUCGUUAGUUGGUAUCGAUCCUCAUCAUCCACCGCUGUCUGUCUCAUUAGCCUGUCCUCAGCUGAUUCGCUUUGAAGAAUUGUCUGAAAUAAGGCAACUCAACUUUAGUAAAAGCGAUUUCGAAGGACUUCAAAGGGCUUUACUCGCAAUCAACUGGGAAAAUUUGUUGAACCGUGCAACUGACGUAGACAGUGUUGUAGAGAUAUUCACGCACACAAUGAAACAGCAAUUCACCAACUUCGUUCCGUCGUUUCACCCACGGCCGAAACCUGUAUGGUCCAAUCGACGGCUUCGAGAGUUAAAACGACAAAGGGCAGCUGCACUUCGUAAGUACGUCAGACGACGAAACGCAAUGACUAAGUUGUCGUUCACCACUGCGAGUAGUCAUUACAAAACUUACAAUCGCUUUCUCUACGCUCAACACGUGCUACGUACCCAAUCACAGCUCAAACGAAAUCCAAAACGCUUUUGGUCAUUUGUAAACAGUAAGCGGAAAGAAAGUGGACUUCCUUCCAACAUGUUUCUUAGAAAUGACAGUGCUGACACACUUGAUGGUAUUGGUUCUUUAUUUCGGAAACAUUUCUCGAGCAUAUUUAAUUCCUCUUCUGCAAAUACAGCUCAAAUACAGAGUGCCCUUCGCGACGUUCCUCACAACGUUGUAAACCUUAGCAAUAUUUGCUUCUCAGAUGAGGAUGUUCUCAAGGCCACAGAGAAACUAAAACCUUCUUCUUCGGCUGGGCCUGACGGUAUUCCAGCUAUUAUUUUAAAAAGAUGUGCCAUCGCGCUUUGUGUUCCGCUAAGAAUAAUUUUUAAUAAAUCGCUAUCACUAGGGGUUUUUCCUGAUUGCUGGAAGAAGUCAGCUAUGUUUCCAGUUUAUAAAAAAGGCAACAAACACGAUAUAGUGAACUACAGGGGAAUAACUUUGCUAUCGGCUGGAUCGAAAUUAUUCGAAAUUCUUGUCGGCAACGUUUGAUCUCGUGAAUUUAAGCCAUAUAUGUCGACGGCCCAACAUGGUUUUUACCCAGGUAGAUCGACUACGACUAAUUUACUUGAGUUUUCAUCGCAUUGUAUAAAAAACAUAGAGAAGGGGCUGCAAGUGGAUACCAUCUAUACAGAUCUGAUGUUUGUUUAGUCAUCCCACCUGGCAGUAAACUCAUCUAUGCUGAUGAUUUAAAACUAUUUCGCAU